GCAGAAUUUUGAAGUAUUGUUCUGAGUUCGUAAACCAUUCGCGAUGGCUGAUUUCUUCAUGGGAGACACACCUCAUGGAUGGCUUAAACGAGUGAUAUAUAAGAAAUACCUUCAGGCGUAUGUAGCAAAGAUAUUAAAUUUUAAUUUGAACGUUGUGCUAAUUGAUGGAUUCGCUGGUGAAGGGAGAUAUGGGAGUGAAUGGAGAAAUGAAAUAGAAAGCUAUGGCUCUCCAUUGAUUAUGAUCAUGGUAGUCUUGCAGUUUUACUGCAAUUUUAUCGACAUAAAAAAUAAUCAAACGAUUGGAACCACAUGGACAAAUCUACAUGAAACUGCUAUCCGUCGAUUUAUGGACGAACCUACCGAAGAGGAUGAAGAGGUCAGAGGGGCGGAGUUAGGUGACAUUGGAAUAACAUACAUUUACCUCGUAGAGAAAGAUCAGAAACACUUUCAAGCCUUGAAACGCAAUAUACAAUUGUACCUGGGUAAAAUUUUCCCUUCAGACGUGGAAUUAGAAACCGAAAGUGACCAAAGUGUCAUCAUACGGGUGAGGCAUCCCCAGUUUCCUAUUACAAUAAGUAUUGAAAGAAAAACGUUCGGUGAAUUCCACCGCGAACGAGUUCCUGAUUCAAAAACGCUGACUAUUGUUGAUCCAUUCGGUUACAGCCAUACCCCAAUGCAACAUGUGCAGAAAUUUGUUGACACGGAAAGUGAAGUGCUGAUUUCGUUUAUGAGCGGAUUCGUAAAUAGAUUUUGUAGACGGAAUCUUGAGGCUGUUGCAAAAUUGUACGGCAUUGAAAGGCAAGAUAUGUAUCUUGCCGAGUUCGUGAGAAUCGUAAGAAACAACGCAGAUGGUAAUCCAGCCGAAAAUCCGAAAUCCUGCACCAAGAGUUAUAUAAAUCAUAUGAAAAAGCGCACUGGAUCGGCGUACUCACAAUUCUACGAGAUGAGAGGACGCAGUAAUGAUGUCAUAUACCAUCUUAUUCACUUUGCAAACCACCCUAAGGCGUUAGAGGCAAUGAAAGAAACAUUUAACACUUGUACUCAGUAUGAAGGCGAGUUCAAAAUGUCUGACUAUAGAGUACUAGUUGAGGGAAUUCCGCUUGAACUUGGAAAUAUGCAAAACGAAGAGGAGCUUGCAAACACAAUAUUUCAAGAAUAUUGUGGAAAGACUGUGAUGCUUGCGGAGAUAGAGAACUAUGUUUUAGAGCACACGCCGUUUGUUUUUAGAAAGAAAGCACUGAAGCUGUUGGAAAAACAGACCGAUCCAAAGAUAAUAAAUGUUGUUGAUGCGAGAAAUAGCACAAAAGAACGUCGCAGAUGGUCUUACCCUGACUGGGGUGACUGGAAACUAACAUUUCGUGGCAGCGAUACAUGAUUACGGUGAAGUGAUUAUAAAUAUAUUUGGACACAGUAUUGUAUGAGGCAUGUAAGAUGAUACGAUCGUACUUUUGCGGCACACUCAGACACUCAUAUUUCACAAGCAAUUAUUGUUCUUUUUGAAUAUAAUUUAACAUAACAUGAAACUGUUUUGCCAAUAGUGUAAAUAUUGGAAAUAUUAUUCCAUGUGGAAAUGUGUAAAUUGGUUGCGAGAAGCCUUUUUCCGUCUUUACCUCAGGGUCAUUUAUUUCUGCUUAAUUUUGUCGGACACUGCAUUGGUCAACCUUAUGUUAUUUUGUGAUUAAGUUGAGUCUUGGAUUGUUCGACAGAAGUCAGUUACAUGAUAUGUCAAUUUGGACUGCUCUUAAGUGAAAAACCAGGUUAGUGUCUAUAUGAAACAUAUAGUCAAAACCCUGUAACCAUAAGUAUAAAUAGCGUUGUAAUUCACCCAUAUGAUAAUUAUAGAAGGGUUUCGACCAUUCUACCGACGGAAAAGUUAUUGUGUAGAUGAGAACAUACUCAGACAUGGUAUUAUUAUGAAGUUACGAUGUAUAUAUGUAAAUAUUUAUAAAUUUUUGGAUGUCUUCAUAAAGUUGUUUUAUUUUAAGUGUUUUACUAACAUAUUUGCUUAGAUGUUAUUUUUGUAUUUUGUAAAAAUCGGAUUAAUUUACCCACCUUUUAAGAGUGAUUGUGUAGAAAUGUUAACCCCUUAUAAGAAAACAAAUAACCACGGGAACUGUUUAUAAACUUUAUACUCUCAUUAAUCAGCAGAUAUCCGCGGGAACAGUGUAUACUUGUUUUACCUUCCAGAAAUAAACACUGACUGUUGAUAACUUGAUACCCUCAUAAGUAAACAAUUAUUCGUGAAACUGUGUUUCUAUUUAUACCUUAUUAAUAAAACAAUUAUCCACGGAAACUGUGUUUUAUACUUACAAUUUUAUCAAAUAUCAAAUAUCCAUCGACAUUGUGUAUAACUUAAUAGCAUAAUGAAUGAACAAUUAUACACAAGAAAUGUGGGUAAUAUGUAUACCUUCUGACACAAGGCAAAACGAAAUUUGCUAUUAUAAGAGAUUAGUCGCUGCAUAAUACAAUACUGUACAAAUUGUAUCGACUGAUGUAAAACUCAAAAUGGGCAAUGCUUCGAGAUUGAUUAAUUUAUUUUCAAAAUGUUAUUACCAUACAUGAAUAAAAAAAUAAAUACA
This is a messenger RNA of Mya arenaria, 2579 nucleotides long. RefSeq lists its product as uncharacterized. The transcript has a single exon. The record is from RefSeq and is a predicted model, not a curated record. Lineage: Eukaryota; Metazoa; Mollusca; Bivalvia; Myida; Myidae. Bases 44 to 1375 code for a protein of 443 amino acids.